AUGAAGCUAACGGACAAUGUGCUGCGGAGCUUCAGGGUUGCUAAGGUGUUUCGAGAGAACUCAGACAAAAUUAAUUGCUUCGAUUUCAGUUCAAACGGAGAAACGAUCAUUUCCAGCAGUGAUGACGACUCGUUAGUGUUGUAUGACUGCCAAGAGGGAAAACCGAAGAGGACUCUUUACAGUAAAAAGUAUGGAGUGGAUCUGAUCAGGUACACGCAUGCUGCAAACACAGUGGUCUACAGUUCCAACAAAAUCGACGAUACCAUUCGGUAUUUGUCCCUUCAUGACAACAAAUAUAUCCGGUACUUUCCUGGACACAACAAAAGAGUGACAUCUCUGUCCAUGUCUCCUGUGGAUGACACAUUUAUUUCUGGCUCAUUAGACAAAACCAUCAGACUGUGGGAUCUGCGAUCACCAAACUGUCAGGGGUUGAUGCACCUGCAGGGGAAGCCUGUCUGCUCUUUCGAUCCAGAGGGUCUCAUUUUUGCUGCUGGAAUAAACUCAGAGAUGGUUAAACUCUAUGAUCUGCGGUCAUUUGAUAAGGGUCCCUUUGCAACCUUCAAGCUUCAGUACGACCGGACAUGUGAGUGGACGGGACUAAAGUUUAGUAACGACGGGAAACUCAUCCUGCUUUCUACUAAUGGAGGAGCCCUCCGCAUCUUGGAUGCUUUUAAGGGGGCUGUCCUGCAUUCAUUUGGGGGCUACAACAACAGUAAAGGUGUAACCCUGGAGGCCUCUUUCACUCCCGAUUCUCAGUUUGUAAUGAUCGGCUCUGAGGAUGGUAAGAUUCACGUUUGGAACGCAGAGAGCGGCAUGAAGGUGGCUUUACUCGACGGGAAGCACACAGGUCCCAUCACCUGUCUGCAGUUCAACCCCAAGUUCAUGACGUUUGCCAGCGCCUGCUCCAACAUGGCCUGUGCCCCGGCCCGGACGGGUUACUCAGAGCUAAAUUUGGGCCAGUGGUGAUCAGGUUCCUCUCUCUGUGUGCAUACGAUACUCACCCAGAUACUUGAGCAAUGUCCCAUCUCACACUGUGGCACACUCACACGGUCCAGACUCCGUCGGAGAGCCUCCUCUUCAGCGGGCAGUGCAGCGCUCGCACUCUCAACCUCAAGUGAAGGACGCUUUUCGGCCGUGCUUUAGCCCCUGACGCUGGAUAUUUUGUUGCCUCGGACCCCCGAUUCCAACUGCUUCUCGAUCUUCAUCGAGCUGUGCCGAAGACCCCGGCGGGAGGACGACGCCGUUGACCCGCCAUGUUUCUCGCACUAGUGGUGACGCCAGAGCUGAGGCAGUUUCUGGCCAGGGCAAGAGGCGGAGCAGUGCGCCUCAUCAAGGUGUGCAUCCAGGACGAGCAGCUGGUGCUAGGGGCCUAUAGAGAGCCGAAACAUAGCUGGGACCAGGAUUAUGACCACUUCCUGCUUCCUCUGCUCAACGACCAGGAGCCCUGCUACAUUCUGUACCGCCUUGACUCCCAGAAUGCUCUGGGCUAUGAGUGGCUCUUCCUGUCGUGGUCUCCUGAUCAGUCUCCGGUGAAACAGAAGAUGUUGUACGCCGCCACCCGGGCCACGGUGAAGAAAGAGUUUGGUGGCGGCCACGUGAAACACGAGCUGUUUGGCACCACAGAGGAGGACAUGUGUUUACAGGGUUACCAGCGCUAUGUGUCGUCCUGCUCGGGCCCGGCCCCGCUCACAUUAGCCGAGCAGGAGCUCCAGCGGAUCAAAAUCACAGAGGGCCACGUUAAACAGGUGAAGGCAGAGAUCAGCGUGGAGAGCAAGCACCAGACCCUCCAAGGCCUGGCCUUUCCCCUGCAGGAGACGGCCAGAAGAGCCCUGCAGCAGCUCUCCCAAAAACGCGUCAACUAUGUGCAGCUGAGGCUGGACGUAGAGAAGGAGACCAUCGAGCUGGUCCAUGCGAACCCAACGGAGACCCGGGAUUUGCCUCGCAGGGUUCCCAAAGACACUCCCAGAUACCACUUUUUCCUGUACAAGCACUCUCAUGAAGGAGACUACCUGGAAUCUGUUGUGUUCAUUUACUCCAUGCCCGGAUACAGCUGCAGCAUUAAGGAGCGGAUGCUGUACUCCAGCUGCAAGAGUCGACUUCUCGAGGAAGUGGAGAAAGAUUACAAUUUGGAAAUCUCUAAAAAGCUGGAGAUCGACGAUGGGGACGAACUGACAGAGGAAUUUCUGUACGAUGAGGUCCAUCCCAAGCAGUAUGCUCACAAACAGGCCUUUGCAAAGCCCCGGGGUCCCGCAGGAAAAAGGGGACAUAAGCGUCUUAUUAAGGGGACCGGAGAGGCCAUACAGGACAGCUAGAGGCAGAUUGAAACAGAAACCUCUCGCAGUCGAGUUGCAGUUCAUGGCUUUUGUCCCCAUUUCUCUACUCGGCUUAUUAUGUGCUGGAGAACAAGCACUGUGAUGAUUUUCAUCUGCUGUUUCUGCACUGAAACACAUGUAACAUAUAAGAAAUGCAAUUUUGGUUGAUACGUUCUGAUAACUUAAUCAGCCUCUCGUGGUAUGUUUGUAAAAAGGACUCUGAUAAAAUAAGAAAACAGUUUACAGUGUAGCGUCAUGUAGAGAUAUCAAACAAAGACUCAGUAAUGCACACAGAUUGCCUCUUUAUUAUAAUAAAAUAAUCUGGUUUUCUGUGUUUGCAAUCUGCAGUUUACAAAACAAUACUGACUUGAAAGUGCACAAUUAAGCGUUUCAGUCCAGCAUUAAAUACAAGUUUUGUAUCAACGAUGUUUGUACAAAGUUAACAACUUAAAAGGAUAUUCCCAAUAAAAUGUUGUUUAUACUGUUUGUUUUUGUUGGUUCAGAUUUACGUUAUUGUGUGUUUCAAGAUAUUCAACAUGGUUUUUUACUGGCCGCAAACAAGAUGAGAUAAUUACAUGUCCUAUUAAAGAAAACAAGCUGCUUACAGACAAACAGUGAUGAUCAACAGAUACACAAGCUGUUAAUCAAAAACUGUCCCGAUUUAAAAAGAAUGAAAAGCAUUUUGAGAUGGGGAGAGUGAUGUGUUUUGAAUGGGAAAUGAGAAACCAUACCAUGACAUUAAGAGUAUCACUUGCUGAUUUCCUUAAAACUGCUUCGUCCUGUUAUCGCUGAAUUGGAACCAGUGUGAAGCUGCAGCUACAGGCGGUGUGGGAUUUUCCAUUUUUGUAAAAAAAAGAUUUCCUUUGUUUCCAACAAGCCUGAACAAAACACA
Molecule: messenger RNA, 3204 nt
Organism: Menidia menidia (Atlantic silverside)
Lineage: Eukaryota; Metazoa; Chordata; Actinopteri; Atheriniformes; Atherinopsidae
Source: the annotation of a GenBank genome assembly